CAGAAACACAACAGCUCAUCAGCAAUCCGAAUCAAGCAAUGUGCUUACUUCUGGAAGGGCCUGCCCUUGCGUCAAUCUGACAUCGAAGAACGGGCAAGCUCCCGCGGCGAUGCCAGCGACUAACCCCCACCACGAUUGGUCCGGAAUCUCCCCUCGAUCGGGACCACGGCGAUCGCCGGCAGCGUCCCUGUCACGGGAGUCACAUCAUAUACAAGUAGGGAGCCGCGCCAUCGCCUCUUCCCCAUCUUACGUUCCCGUCGAGUCCACCGAGUAGCAGCAGGAGGAGUGUUGUUGUUGUUCCCCUUCCCCCGCCGUCGCCGCCCCUUCUACCGCCCCCCACCGCUAACGAGGCUACCGCUUGGAAUCUCGCGACCCUCAAUAGCUCCCUUUGCUCCGUCCCGCUUCCCCACCGUACCCUUCCCCGUACAUUCUUCCCCCGGCGCGCGCACCGCAGUCAUCGCACAGUAGAAGCAGAAGAAGAACUAAACGAAGUACGCCGCUGAGCCCUGCUCGCGCUUUCGUUUCGUAUCCUUGCUCUCGCUCCCGCUCCGCUCCAACCGCGUUUACAACAACAACAACAAUCCGAACCGCGACCUCCUGCCCCCUGCACGCUACUCACAGCAUCAGCUCCGACUGCAAACUCCGCUCGCACGCUCCCGUUUGACCGACCAACCCACCUGAUACCGCAGCACCGGCCCACCGCCCCACGAUGUCUGCCACCAACAACACUGUCAACAACAACAAUACCCCGAUACAAAGAUGGAGCAGUCGCCGUCGCCCAUGGAGGCGAUCCCACCUGCACCCACCACGAAACCCCCACCCAAGCGCAACCGGCGUGCCACGACUGCCGAACGCCGUGCCACCCACAACGCCGUCGAGAGGGCUCGCAGGGAGACGCUGAAUGGUCGAUUCUUGACACUCGCUUCGAUCCUGCCUCCCCUCGCGUCGAUCCGCAGGCCCAGCAAGUCUGCCAUUGUCGGGUCCAGCAUCGCAACCGUGCGCGCUGGCCGCCGUCAUCGUUUGCGGGCAGCACAAGCGCUCAAGGCUCUCGCACGCGAGGCGGAGACUCUGCGCAUGGAAGUCAACACCUGGCGCGCCCGAGCGCGUCUGCCUGUCCUAGAGGCACCUUCCCGCUCGCAGGACUUCAGCAUUGUCCUGAGCGGUGAGAUGGAAGAAGAUCCGGCUGAUGCCGAGUACGCCAUCGACGAAGGCGACGAGGAAGACUACGAGGAUGGGCUCGAGAAUGACGACGACGAGCUAGGAUCUGCCCCGCCCGGCUCGCGAGAUGGAAUGAAGAUGGACCUGGCUGCCACCCGCCAGCACAUUGCGUCACCCGUGUCGUCUGGCCCCCGCACGCCCCCGGCCAGCGAAAGCCCUGCUCUCAUGCACGCACACGCACGUAGCCCCAUGCAGAGCGCGAGUCCGGUGACGCCGAACUUGGUGCCCCACCAUCCAAGCGCAAUGAACCACUUCGACAACAACCCGAUGAUGUAUCACCACAGCCAGAUGAAGGGCGCCCCUGGAUACGACAAUGGGCCUUCCUUCGGGUACGACCACGGCAUGGGGAUGCGGCCACGCACCGCUGAGAACCACGGGGCCGCGUAUGAUCUGGGUCUGGAUCUGGACCUGUUCGACGCCAUGCCUCGCGGCGGCCGUGGUGGACACAAUGGAAUCGAUGCUGGCGCUCUGGGCUGGGCUGCGAGCAACCCGGCACACCGGCGUUUGCCGGGCCCUCGCACCUCCCAGUGUUGGAGAUGCCCAUCCCGCGCAGUCGGAUGCACGCUGCGCCGUACCCUCCUGCGCGGGGUCAUCCGAUGGGCUAUCCGGGGUACCACAACCAGCCCCGUGCCCAUCAGCCGCACCAUCCUGGUGGUCUGCACUACGACGAUAUGGAGUUUGGUCACCAUGCGUUUGCUGUCUGAUGUGUUUCUGUUUUCGUCUUAUCUGUUUUCGCUCGUUACGAUGAUCAUACCGACUACUACUACUGGCUCGCGUGUACGUACUGGUAUCGACCGAUUCUGCAUCACUCGUCUUGUAUCAUCUGCACUGGUCCUGUGUCCUGUCGACCGUGCAGCCCUCACACUCGCUUUCGUCUCGUGUACCGAAUAUCAAUCAAUCUGUAGAAUACCCGCGCGUCGAUUUGUUUCGCGUAGAAGUGUCUCGAGGGAUGACUUCAAACGUAGCAUCUGCAACUCCCAUCCGAAGCGAGCUUAA
Molecule: messenger RNA, 2214 nt
Organism: Mycena citricolor
Lineage: Eukaryota; Fungi; Basidiomycota; Agaricomycetes; Agaricales; Mycenaceae
Source: the annotation of a GenBank genome assembly